Molecule: messenger RNA, 837 nt
Organism: Prorocentrum cordatum
Lineage: Eukaryota; Dinophyceae; Prorocentrales; Prorocentraceae
Source: the annotation of a GenBank genome assembly
GUUUCUGUUCUUAGAACAUUCUUGGGUUCUAAGAGCAUUUCGUGGUAGGACUAUAGGAAUGCCGGGACGGUCGGUCCCUGCUCAACACAGAGUUCGGCACCUGCGACUCUCGAAGACCUUCUCUAAACGAGGAGUUGGCCGCCGCGCAGUGGGGGGGCGGUAAAGAUGGGCAGCCGCACGUCACGCCGGCUCGUGGCCGGCGCUUUCGCGGCGCCCGAGCUGUUGCCGCGGGCGGAGCUGGUCAGCGGCGGGGCAGUGGACAAGCAGACGAGCGACAUCGAGUCCACCUCCGUCCUCUGCGUGGAGCCCUCGAUGCUUUCCAUGGCCUGCCUUGGGCUCCACGGGACCAGUGCGGUGGCCGGUGAGGCCGAGCGGCCCCCCUGCACCUUGCUUGGGCACAAUCGUCUCAGCGGCGACCCGUGCCGACGAGAGGAGGACCGCAAGGAGGAUCUACCGAGUCCUGGCCGGAGCAUUUCCCGCAGGUCGGGCGGGCGGUAAUGGGGGGACGAUCUACAUGGGAGGACCUGGAGGAGGAAACGCUCUAGAUGACCUGUAUCCAGAGAGCUGGUGGGAUUACACAAACCCUACCAGAUGGCAUCUGGCAGUCUAGCAAGCCCCAACGUGCCAGGGGGCACGGUGGCGGAUGGCGCGCGGAGCGCGCCUGAAGUGCACGCUCGCCGCAGCUUUGAGGUCUGAUCUCAUGGCGGGCCCUUUUGCUACCCCAUGCUCUGGGCUUGCGUUUAAUUUUCCGAAUUGCAAUAUUGUUGUUCCGCGGCCUUUUAACCCGCAGUAAUUUUCUGAACAGUGCCGAGCUGCUGGACUUGAUAUACUGGGGUG